AUGGAGGAAGCAUCUCAUCUUGGUCAUGUGUUCUGUGCUGUACCUAGACAGGCAAGACAGGACCUGCUAUGCAAUUCCCACUUCAGGAAGGUCGACGUCUACGAUGAUGUUCAUGAUUAUGUGACCGACUGUGAUGCAACGAACACGUAUACACGGGAAGUUGGCUCGGCUCGUAACAAGCCUGGCGAGCGACAGACGAUAUCCAAAGGCGAGACGCACUUCCGUCCCGUGAAUAUGGUAACACCCUUGUCGGCUGUAUCCUGGUCACGCCCAUCGAUCAAUCCAUACACCAGGGCAUUGGGCCAUUCUGGGUCUGGGUCUGGGUCUGGGCUUUUGCUUGGUAGCCUGGGUAAUCUUGAGGAUUGCAUCGUGACACGCUGA
This is a messenger RNA of Pyricularia oryzae 70-15, 381 nucleotides long. RefSeq lists its product as uncharacterized. Lineage: Eukaryota; Fungi; Ascomycota; Sordariomycetes; Magnaporthales; Pyriculariaceae. The record is from RefSeq and is a predicted model, not a curated record. The transcript has 2 exons. Bases 1 to 381 code for a protein of 126 amino acids.